This is a messenger RNA of Ruditapes philippinarum (Manila clam), 2288 nucleotides long. RefSeq lists its product as uncharacterized. Bases 236 to 1711 code for a protein of 491 amino acids. The record is from RefSeq and is a predicted model, not a curated record. NCBI's taxonomy places the organism in Eukaryota, Metazoa, Mollusca, Bivalvia, Venerida, Veneridae. The transcript has 6 exons.
CCAACCGAGCUUGCAAUAUUUCGAAUUUUGCGGUUUUGUGUUCUUUAUAGAUUUUUUUCUUUACAAAUAAAAAAUCUAGAUUUUAAUAAAUAUUUAACCUAUGAUUAAACACGUAUAUGCGUUUUAAGUUCCUUAUGCAUCUUUCAAUAUUUACAUGUGUAAUUUUUUAAGGUGAUUACAGGACGUUGAGGAGUUUCAAUAUAAACUGUUAAAUGAAGAUUUUAGUGUAAAAGAUAUGGAAGCCGGUGACCACCUUGAGGAGCCCAAGUUUGGAAAUAACUGGGAGAUUUUCGAGGAUCACUUUAAUGAAGAGGAUGUUGAGAUUAGAGACAAGAGCAAGGCAAAUGAAAGUCGUAUAAGUACGACAAGUCAAUUAAGUACGACGGAUGCUAGAAAGUCCACGUUUCUGAAUGACCUUAACUGGUUUAAAGAUGCUUCGGAUGAAACAAAUAAGCAAAUAGCCGAGCAAACACUAGACGACCAAAUUAAAGAGGAGCUGUAUGACACAGAAUCAACGAUUAAAAAACCAGAUAUCGGACAAGAAAUAGAGAAGUAUGAUGUAAUACGAUGUGAACCAGAGAAAAUUGAACUGGAGACUGUUGAGAAAUGUGUCAAAGAAAGAGCAACCAGAGAAUCGAAAAUAAUCGAGAAAAUUAUUAAGGAAAGAGAGUCGAGCAAUGCAAGAAAUUCAAGAAAUUCGAAAAUAUUUGACAAAGAUACCAGGGAAACAGUUAAAACGGAAUGGGAAACAUUUGAUAUGAUUGUCAAGGAAACGGAAAUGAAGCUUGAAAAAGAAUCUAUAAAAUAUAAAAAUGAUACUGAUACAAAAACGGUUGUGAACAACGAAGAGUCUUUGGAAGAUUCUACAAAAGUCGGAGUACAAGCAGUGUCUUUACAAGGUAUUUACAACAUCAAGAAAAGCGAGGAGAAACAUACAUGCGAGAUUAGUGAUAUAUGUCAACUUACAGAUGAUAUUACAGUCAUCACUGAUGAAAAGAAUAAAUCUGUGAAGAAACUUGGCGUAAACUAUUUCAUUACUGCAUAUCUAAAACUUCUAGACGCUCCUUUUGGAAUAUGUGGAGUUGACAAGAAAGAGGUAGCUGUCACUAUAAGUUCUAAGAAAAAGGUUCAGAUAAUAUCUGUGAAGAAUAAGAUGACUUUGAAGAAAUAUUUUAAAGUGAGAGAUAUCUGUCGAGGAAUUACGCACCAUGAGGGGUUAUUCUAUAUCUGUUGCGGCGGCUCAUUUUCGGAUGACCACGACGAAUUGGAAAGUCAAGGUCAUCUCGGCGUAUACAGUAUAACCGGGACGUAUUUGUCUUGUUAUACGCGUGGAAUUUCGUUGCCGAGGUAUGUGUGCCUCAGCUACGACUUAACAAAAAUAUUCAUCACUGAUCAUUACAACGGGGUCAUAAUUCUCGAUUUGGACGGGCGUUUCAAUUCCCAGAUCAAUCACGACGCCUGUACGUACCCAAGCGGUGUCUGCUGUCUGAAAGAAGGACUUCUUUGUGUAACUCAUCAUCAAAGAAAUGAAAUUGUGUCGUUCGACGAAGCAGGGGUAAUCAACUUAGUAUUACUUGAAAGGAAAGAGGGCUUGGUUGCACCGAGAGCAGUCUGCUAUAAUUUCCAUAGGGCUAGGCUGAUAGUCUCUUCAAUGUGGGGUGAUGACACGAUCAAAGUAUUCAAUUUACAUUUGAACAAACCCAAGAUGUAAGGACAGUUACUUAUUGCUGUAUAUCUCUAUCGUCUACAUGUAUAUAGAUCGGCAUGUUUGUGUUCAAGACAAGAUCGCGUGUUCUUUAUUCGCAUCUCUAACGUUCAAUGUCUUAACAAAGUUAAUUGGACCGGAAAUUUCAAUUUUAAUAUACUUUAACACAUCAUGCAUUUGUAAUCAUUGUAAAAUAUUGGAAACGGUGUGAUUGUAAAUUGUAAUAAAUAUAUAACUGAACUCAACAUUAAUACGGAAAUACAAGUUUAACUCUUGUAUUUUGUAUUUCAAAUUGAGUGAUUCUUCAGAGAUUUCUUUUUUCUGUAAAUAAUUGUCAACAUGAUAAAGAUAUGUCUUCAAAGAUGUGCAUUCUUUUAAUUCAUAACAUUUUUGUCUAUGUUUGAGAAAUGACCCAGACGUCUGAAAAUCAUGACAAGCUGUCAUAUAAACCUAUUUAUACGGUUAUUGUAUAAAAAUACAAAACUUCUUUAGCUAUAAUCUUAAAAUACAUGCCACAAAACUAGUUAUUAUGCCAUUAACUAUAUGUACGUGAAUAUUUCGGCCUCGAAGCUAAGAACCCACC